AAACGGUUACAUUGCUGUAACCAGCGGUGAAGCAUUCAUAACUCGUACUCAGUGCCUGUGUUACUUCCAUUCAGGACUAAACAGCGAGAGGACUCCGAGACAUAUAAACCUAAACCUGAUCGGGACGACAACACGAGAUUGGAACUUAAGCCGUCAUGAGAUCAUCAGCAGCUCCGUGUAUUGUGAUCCUUUUCUUCACUCUCUCCGCUUCAGGCUCCUAUCCCAAAGCACAGAAUGUCACUUGGAAAUCAACCAACUUUAAAACUAUUUUGACAUGGCAGCCUAAGCCAUCAUCCGAUUACUCCUACACAGUAGAAUUUUCUACGCUUAGCGGCAACAAAGAGGUGAACGCUCACUGUAUCCGGACCUUCGGGACGGUGUGCGAUCUGUCCAGCUCUUUGACUGACUUGAAAACCUGCUACACGGCAGAUGUAAAGUCUGUACCCCUGCCUGGAGCCACCUCUGACCUCAUUGAGUUCCCUUACACCAGCUCACCACGAUUCUGCCCUUACCAAGACACUGAUAUAGGCAAACCUGAGUUCAAGUUGACUGUAAGUGAGGACAAAAGGACCACAACCCUGCAUGUGACUGACCCACUCACAGCCAUAUUCAAAGAUGACCGCCAGCUGAACAUCAGGGAUAUCUACUCUGACGAGCUACAGUACUAUGUCACCUAUCGGAAAAACAAGAGCACCGGCAAGAAAGAAAAGACCUCUAAGAGUAACGUGAUAGAGAUUACCGGACUGGACAAGGGAGAGAGCUACUGCUUCAACGUUCAAGCUUUCAUCCCCAGUCGCAACGGUGACAAGGACAAAGGAGAGCUUAGUGUAACCCAGUGCACUAAUGACGACCAGUCAUUCUUUAAAGUGUAUUCAGUGGCUGUAAUCGCCGCUGCCAUCUUCCUCAUCUUGCUGCUGAUUGGCCUCAUCGUUGCUGUCACAGUGGUCUGCUACAAAUGCCGGGUGAAAGCUCUGAAAAAAGGGAAUAAAGAAUCAGAAUCACCACUGCGGGAUGUAUAGAGUUUGUUUUUCAUCUAAGAUCAAGUCUGACAUUUCAUUUUCAAACACUGGAAUCAAUCCUUCUUUUAGUUUCUGUGAAACUGUCUCUGAAUAAAAAAAGACAUAUUUGAUUUAGUCUUUGUUUUCUGAUGCUGCAGAAAAAGAGUAAUUAUAAAAACAAUGUUUGGGCACUGCGGGCUUUCACACUACCAACAGAUUGUACGUUGUAUUUCACUUCUUAGACUACUUUGUACAGAAAAAGAUAUUUAAGAGACUGUAGAAUGCAACAUUUCUAUGAAAAAUCAAGGCCUAGUACGAUCAUGUUUGUAUGCAGUGCUUUAUUUAUUGCUUUAGAUGAAAUGUACAUGUAUUUAUAUGAUGCUGUUUUAUACUUUAGAUACUGAUCAUUUUUUGUAAAAAGUAACAAAUUCCAUGCCAACACUGUUAAAUGAUGGAUGUUUAGAAUUUAUUGUCAGUCAUUUUGGUUAUGUAGAUUGGUCUAACAGUGAUGCAAACCAUAGAACUGAUAAUAUUGCUUGAUGAUGAUGAGUUCUGUAAGGAAAGAUCUGUGAGUGUGCAUUAAAUGCAGCAGGAAUAAAAAGGGA
Labrus bergylta (ballan wrasse) is the source of this 1603-nucleotide messenger RNA. It is a transcript of the gene f3a, whose product is annotated as coagulation factor IIIa. NCBI's taxonomy places the organism in Eukaryota, Metazoa, Chordata, Actinopteri, Labriformes, Labridae. The record is from RefSeq and is a predicted model, not a curated record. Gene Ontology annotation, biological process: cytokine-mediated signaling pathway; blood coagulation. Gene Ontology annotation, cellular component: plasma membrane. Gene Ontology annotation, molecular function: protein binding; cytokine receptor activity.